AUGCCUGGCGGCUGCGAGCGGUUUCGCGAAUCCAUUGGCCUGGUGUUUAUCGAAAUCAGGGUGGUUGGCCCUUGCAAGUUGGCGAAUCAUGCCGACUCUGCGGAGCACUUGGAGCCCCUAAGAACGGAACAGGUGCUCGGCCGUGCUCAGCGCUUUGGUUGCCCACCCCUCACGGGCAUGCAUGUCAGCAACCGCGACGUGCGUUCGAAUCAUACGACAGCCUGA
This is a messenger RNA of Ustilaginoidea virens, 225 nucleotides long. RefSeq lists its product as uncharacterized. NCBI's taxonomy places the organism in Eukaryota, Fungi, Ascomycota, Sordariomycetes, Hypocreales, Clavicipitaceae. The coding region runs from base 1 to 225 and encodes 74 amino acids. The record is from RefSeq and is a predicted model, not a curated record. The transcript is spliced from 2 exons.